AUGAGUACCGCCGGACUAUCGCAACAAUUCUGCGUUCGCUGGAACAGCCAUCUGGGCAGCUUGGGAGCAGCCUUUCCACAGUUAUUGGCCGGACAAAGGUUUGUCGAUGUGACGCUGGCAUGCGAGGGCCAUCAGGUGCAUUGCCACCGGUUGGUGUUGGCCGCAUGCUCGACGUACUUUGAAAAUCUGCUCGGUGAAAAUCCCUGCCAACAUCCGAUCAUCAUCCUGCCUCGAGACAUCAAGCUGUGGGCCAUACAAGCGCUGGUGGAUUUUAUGUACAAAGGAGAAGUGAACGUAUCUCAGGCAGGACUGCCGGAUCUGAUGAAAUGUGCGGAGGUGUUGAAAAUUCGCGGACUUUGCGGGUCAGACGCGGCGCUUAACCUCAAUCAAAUCCACAGCCCACUGGAGGGCGGCAGUGGGAACUAUCAGCAGCAUCAACAACAGCACACUGCAAGUAGCAGUGACGGUACAGAUAAUGGCGGCCACUCAAAGACGUCGGACGGGUCCUUACCGAGACAGGGCGGCAACCAGUUCCAAAAUCAACACGAACAGCAUUCAAAGUCACAGAAAACCAAUACCUCUAGUGGACCAAAGGGACAGCUUCUGGGUAGUUUACACCUGCAGCCUACCGAAGCAAGGAACCAUCACCAAGAUGACGAUGCCAAUCAUAGUGAUAAUGGCGAGAGCGGCAAUGAAAUGUGCAUAAAGACGGAGGAUUUAAUGAUUGACGAAGAUACCAGCAGCAGACCAUGCGGGGAUGACGAAGACGCAACAAUGGAUGGGAAUGAACAUCUUUCCUCUGACGGGAUUCGCUGCGAGCAGUUCCUCGGCGUUCAUGCGAUGGAUGCGGAGGAGCAAGUGCACGCUCGGGUUGGAAGGGAUUCCCUGCAGGACCGAGUGGUGGAAGAGGAAGAGAUUGAGGAGAGAGAAAAGAUGAUGGUCAGUGAUGGUAGUGGGAUGGUGGACAAAUCAGACGAAUUGCAGACCGUAGAUCAGCAUCAUCACGAUCGAGUUCAAGGCGAUUACGAUAAUUACGCUAUCGGAAACGAGAGUGAUUAUGAGGAAGACUACGAUCUGAUGGAGGUGCGAGACGAGACAAAAGACCCUGGCCUGGCCGCACAGACAGAAGCACGAAAUAGCAAGGGAAUGCGCAGGAAAAUUAAGAAACUCACCCUCAGUCACAACGAACUAGCAGCCAUAGGUCCUACAACUGUUGCCGGCGGCACUAAUGCUAGAAAAAACGGCAACCGGAAUGCAACCGACGGUAGUCGAGCAAACGGGACGUGGCCCAUCGGUGCGGUGCCAUCGCUUUCUUCCAUAACCGCUGUACGGUCAACUCCCGGUGGGUCCAGGGGAUCGAUUCGGGUGAAAUCGAUCGAGAAUCUCUUCGAAAACUAUCAAGCCAAACAAUCACCAAAGUCUUCCCGCGAGAAAAGAAAACUCGCGCAGCAGUCCUCGGUGCUCAUGCUGGACUGCAGUGGUGCCAAUAACAGUGAAAUAGACAGUGCCAGUGAACAUACCGCGAGCGGUAUUUCUUCCUCGAUGGUGUACAAUCGAAAUAAGCUGGAGGUAUACGCCAAACAACCGCAGGUUCUUGCGGAUCGUCCCGAUCGUCGUUCCGCCAACGCUGGUAGUGAUGGCUGCGAUGAAACAAAUGCUUCCACCAAUGCCACCGAUGGCGAUGGGUACGAGAAUAUCAUCUGUUCGCCAAACUUUCCCCAACUGACCGAAGUCGUCGGCACGUACAAAGCGGAGGAGGAGGACGACGAAGAGGAGGACUACGGGGACGAGUACGCCAUCAAGCUGAUGGCGGAAGAAAUCGAUAGCAGUAUGAUUGCGAAUGGGGGCGAUAGCGAGGGUGAUGAAAUCCUCUACAAACCGCCUCCACUGAUGGCCAUCGGUGGCCCAAAGGGAUCCGAAGGUAAUGCGAAGUCUUCGAUGCUGCGAACAUACGGAAGAGCGGGAGGAGGAAUGAGCGCCGGAAAUGGAGCUUCCUCCACGUUGACGAUCCGCAAGAUUGAUGUCCGGGGAAAUAUGUCUGCAUCGCAAGCAAACAGUUUGGGUCGCACAGGUCGACGGCCCAGAUUGUUGGGCCGCUCGAAGGACCCCUUGCAUCAGUUGAUAAAUUCCAACGGUACGGCACCGCCAAUCGCGUUCACGCUGCGAAAUCCGCGUGGUAACCAGCCGCGAACGUACACCACCGAAGCGUUGUGGGCGGCACUGAUGGACGUGAAGGCAGGUGAAAGUAUCUACCGCGCAUCCCAAAUGCACAAAGUUCCUCGCAAGACCCUUCGGAAUUGGAUGAAGCGAUGGGACAUAAAAUCUGCAUACCCAAUGCCUAGACAGCUGAAGGAAGCCGCGGAGAAGAAGCGUAUCAUCAAGGAACUGACAAGCCAAAUACAAUAG
Anopheles nili is the source of this 2406-nucleotide messenger RNA. RefSeq names its product broad-complex core protein-like. Gene Ontology annotation, biological process: regulation of transcription by RNA polymerase II. Lineage: Eukaryota; Metazoa; Arthropoda; Insecta; Diptera; Culicidae. Gene Ontology annotation, molecular function: protein binding. Gene Ontology annotation, cellular component: nucleus. The transcript is spliced from 6 exons. Bases 1 to 2406 code for a protein of 801 amino acids. The record is from RefSeq and is a predicted model, not a curated record.